CCCAGAAAAAAAAACUCCCACAGGUUACAGGAGAGAGAGAGAGAGAGAUGUCGCAUAACAACUCUUCUGCAAGCGAUCCACGCCAACCUUUGACGGCGAAGCCUUAUGUACCGCCAACAGUGGCUUCACAAGAUCUUCCCAUCAAUUAUGCUGGCUUCAUUGCGAUGAUCUUCGGUGUUGCCGGAGUCUUGUUCAGGUACAAGCUCUGCUCGUGGCUUGCUAUAAUAUUCUGUGCUCAAUCACUCGCCAACAUGCAGAAUUUCGAAAAUGAUCUAAAACAAGUUUCCAUGGCCAUGAUGUUUGCUAUUAUGGGAUUGGCAUCAAAGUACUUCGGACCUUCUCGACCAGGCAAACAAAGUUAGAGCUCCAAUUUUCUUUGGCCUGCAAUCUUGAGAUGAAUAACAAACUGUACUAUUACUGAUGGGAAUUUCUCUUAUUUGAAUAUUAUAUUGAGUUUUGGAUUAGUUGGCUAGAAAACUGUUUGAAAAAAUUGUAUUCGUUUUA
Telopea speciosissima is the source of this 504-nucleotide messenger RNA. Its product is annotated as protein Asterix. Gene Ontology annotation, biological process: protein insertion into ER membrane. Gene Ontology annotation, molecular function: protein folding chaperone. The record is from RefSeq and is a predicted model, not a curated record. NCBI's taxonomy places the organism in Eukaryota, Viridiplantae, Streptophyta, Magnoliopsida, Proteales, Proteaceae. The coding region runs from base 48 to 362 and encodes 104 amino acids. Gene Ontology annotation, cellular component: endoplasmic reticulum membrane. The transcript has 3 exons.